Ostertagia ostertagi is the source of this 1440-nucleotide messenger RNA. NCBI's taxonomy places the organism in Eukaryota, Metazoa, Nematoda, Chromadorea, Rhabditida, Trichostrongylidae. The record is from the annotation of a GenBank genome assembly.
AUGGAGAAUAAGCCCAACUACUUGCCGUCUCGAGAUCCUUCACGUCCAGAAGAUCGUUCUCGUUCACCGCAUCGCGAAGUCCACCCAUGGGAGAAAGGCGGACAGCCGAAAUCUGUGUUGUAUCCGGCCGACAUACAGUUUCACCGGCAGAGCUCCAGCAAAGCAAAUAACAAUCGCUCACCGAUUAAGCCAUCUAACUCGCCAUCAAAACAUCGUCCUGCAAACAAGUAUACUCGAACUUCACCACUAAAGGAACAUUCACAGAUCCCCCAUGCCAGGGCUCUUCCAAUACCGCAUGAUCCUGAUCGCAGUGUUCGGAAAUUAGCAGAACGUCUGCAAAAAUGGAAUGAAAUGCACAGUCCUCCAAAAUUUAUGGCUGGAUUAAUGCCGAAGCACGACGAGCAUGAGCCAUCGAAACCUCAUCAGACCACGCCCAAGAGUCGAAAACAUGAAUCGUGGACAAUAGAGUACUUCACUAGAGAACCGUUUGCUCUUGGAGUGGCUGGUAAUGGCCAAAAUAAGGAACCUGUAGAAAGAUCUCAUCCUUCGAAGGAGAAUAUCAGAGUGAUAGAGAAACCACGUCGUCGGGCUAACUCUUCUCCCACAUGCGAGGACUGGGAACCUGUGCAACAUGAUCCCCUUGACAACCAUACUGUUCCUACCCCGUCUGCGCCAUCAACAAACUUCAAUAAGCCAAUGGUUAUGCCAUCCCUUCAACUCGAAUCUGACGCUAUUACGCCACCCAAUAACGACGGUGCACAAAACGCAACGACACCCGGAAACCUAGUCAGCCCCGAUGAUGUCUUCUACACACCAAUGACACAUAUACGCCCUUCACAGCGAGAACAAAGCUCGAAUCCUCCCCACUCGGUGAUUGCACCCCAGUUCUCGCCACCUGCUAAGCAGCCACAGUUUUCACUCAUUUCUGGCAGAGAAAGCCUGUCGGCGGUGCAUUCACCAUUUGAACGGAAUAUUUCUUUGAAGGAGAGAACUGAAGCUCAACUGGCCGCUUUUGAUAAAGUUUCCAACAAGAUAGACAUCGCUAUCAAACAAGCGCGAGAUGUUCUGAGCAAACCAAUUCGUCUGGGUUUACCACCACUCGAUACUUCAGCAUUUCCAUCAUUCAGCGAAAAUCGUCAAACUAUGGAUCCGAGUCAAUUGGAAAGCCUAAAGAGGAUGAGGAGAAAUAGCGAACAAGAUCCUGCAUUGAAUCAUACAGCUCACGAAGAGUCUGAAGAUGUGAGCACUGCUGCUCUAGAUCAUGGCGAGCCUGAGGUAAAGAGCCAGACAAAGGGCGCGGACAUCUCAUUGCCCAUGGCGCUAGGUGCAAGUAUGGCGGCCGAGUUAGCCUACGCUGAGCGUGUGGAGAAGGUUCAGUCACAUCUGGUUGCUACUCGUGAAAUAGCCAGAAAAGUCGAAGGGAAGAUGGGAACUGCUGAG